Psylliodes chrysocephalus is the source of this 393-nucleotide messenger RNA. NCBI's taxonomy places the organism in Eukaryota, Metazoa, Arthropoda, Insecta, Coleoptera, Chrysomelidae. The record is from the annotation of a GenBank genome assembly.
AUGCUCAACAAAUGGAGGAAAUCUUGGGCAAAAAAAAAUAUUAGACCCGAAAUAUUGCUUUCAUCAACAACAAUAGAUGAAAUAUCUGAUGAAAGAUUUGAUGGCCCCAGUAAUAAUCAGGAGAAUAAAAUUCCUGUGCUGAUUCCAAAUGAAAAACACAAAACAAAAAAAGCAAGUAAAAUAUUAGUCAAUAGAAAUGCUAUCUUAGAUGAAAUAAGAAAAGAUAGGAAAGAAUACCAAAGCAAAAGAUUAAAAAUAGAAGGAGAAAAAAUAGAAAUCCAGAAACAAAAAGUAAAAGAAAUUAAACGUAGAAAUGACCUUUUAGCGGAAAGAAACGAUUUGAUCAAAACUUUAACUGCGAGUGGAGAGUCUUCAUUUACCUCUUUAUUGUAA